Messenger RNA from Labrus mixtus (cuckoo wrasse), 4465 nucleotides. It is a transcript of the gene rgl1, whose product is annotated as ral guanine nucleotide dissociation stimulator-like 1. The record is from RefSeq and is a predicted model, not a curated record. Gene Ontology annotation, cellular component: plasma membrane. The coding region runs from base 394 to 2832 and encodes 812 amino acids. Gene Ontology annotation, molecular function: guanyl-nucleotide exchange factor activity. Gene Ontology annotation, biological process: positive regulation of GTPase activity; Ras protein signal transduction. The transcript is spliced from 18 exons. Lineage: Eukaryota; Metazoa; Chordata; Actinopteri; Labriformes; Labridae.
AGGGAGAAAGACAAUAGACUUUAAUCACUCAUGUGGUUGAGAGCUUUUGGCAAGCCAAGUUAUACGCGUGGAGAGAGAACAGAAAAAAAAACCCACAAGAGAGUAGAUAGAAACUGUACAAGGAAGGCAGAGAGGAGAGAAAGCGGAAGAGAGGAGACUGAGGAUAGGAAAGUUAUCAUUAGUGAAACCUCUGAGUGAAGACCAAUACAGACCAAGGAGAGAGAACAAGAAGAAAAUCAACACUUCAAGGAGGCUUGAGUGAUCCUUGAUCUUCAUCAUCUUCAUCCUCAACACCCGAAGACCCCCUGCUCUCAUUCUCCAUUCACUCUGAGGUCCAAACAGGAGUAUGCCCUGGUCUCCCCGUCCCCCCUGCCACUGAGCCGGGCGGCCAGCAUGAUCUCCCACUACCCUCUGGCUACCCUGCUUCCCUGGCCCUCUGCGCCCCACUACAACACCUGUCCUGACCUGGACUGCGCCCUGCUGCUGGACGGGGAGGGUGGCGUCUCCCUGCAGAGGUACCAGCCUCGCUCCCCAGAGAGCAGCCCACGCCACUGGAGCUCGGUCCAGGAUUGGGGGGAGGAAGUCGAGGAAGGAGCCAUUUACAAUGUGACGCUGAAGAGGGUUCAGAUCCAGCAGGCGGCUAACAAGGGAGCAAGAUGGCUUGGGGCGGAGGGCGAUCGUCUGCCUCCAGGCCACACAGUGAGCCAGCUGGAGACGUGCAAAAUCCGAAGCAUCCGCGCAGGAACACUGGAGCGUCUGGUAGAAACAUUACUGACGGCGUUCGGAGACAACGACCUCACCUACACCUCAAUCUUCCUUUCCACCUACAGAGCUUUCGCCAGCACACAGACUGUACUGCAAAUGCUGCUAGACAGGUAUGGAAGUGUGGGAGAAAAUGAACAAGCCACAGGAAAAUGCCAAGGCUCUGAAACCAAUGGAGCCAUCAGAAAUGCCCUGGCCUCCACCCUGCGAGCCUGGCUGGACCAGUGUCCUGAAGACUUCCAGGAGCCUCCUGACUACCCCUGUCUCCACAGACUCAUGGACUACCUGAGGAGGACUCUGCCAGGCUCUGAGGCUCUUAGACGGGCCGAGGGAUUGCUGGAGCAGCUGCAGAGUCAGGCCGGCAUGGAUGAAACUGAUGCUGGUUUUCAAGGUAACAGCUCUUUCUGCCUGGGAGAGGAAGAGGAAGUGGAGAUCGAGCUGCAGGAGGACUUUGUGUCGUUUGAUGCAGACUUAGUGGCAGAACAGCUGACCUACAUGGAUGCACUGCUGUUUAAAAAGGUGGUACCCCACCACUGUCUCGGCUCCAUCUGGUCCCAGAGGGAUAAGAAGCACAACAAGCACAGCGCGCCAACCAUUCGCGCCACUAUCACACAGUUCAACGCCGUGGCAGCCUGCGUGGUCAGCACAGUGCUGAAGCACAGACAGAUCAGACCACACGUCAGAGCGCGGGUCAUCCAGCGCUGGAUAGACAUCGCUCAGGAGUGUCGCAUACGCAAAAACUUUUCCUCUCUGCGAGCCAUUGUGUCUGCGCUGCAGUCCAACCCCCUGUACAGGCUGAAAAGAGCCUGGGCCUGUGUGCACAAAGACAGCAUGCAAACAUUUGAAGAACUCUCAGAUAUUUUCUCUGAUCACAACAACUACCUGACCAGCAGAGAGCUCCUCAUGAGGGAAGGCACUUCAAAGUUUGCCAGUCUAGAGAGUUGUGCCAAAGAGCACCAGAAACGCACACACAAGAGACUCCAGCUGCAGAAGGAAAUGGGAGCAAUGCAAGGAACAAUACCGUACUUGGGGACUUUUCUAACAGACCUGACGAUGUUGGAUACAGCUCUGCCUGACCUAGUGGAGGGUGGUCUGAUCAACUUUGAGAAGAGACGAAGGGAGUUUGAGGUGAUUGCUCAGAUCAAGCUGCUCCAGUCGGCCUGUAACAGCUACUGUCUGACUCCAGAGCCAGUGUUCCUGCGCUGGUUUAAGAGCCAGCCUCAGCUCAGUGAGGAGGAGAGCUACACUUUGUCCUGUGAGGUUGAAGGUCUUGGUGACAGCAGCCCAACCUUGCCCAAACCUCGAAAAAGCAUGGUGAAGAGACUGAGUCUUCUGUUCCUUGGAGCUGACAGCAGUGCAGCCAGUUCUCCGGUCAGAGAGACGCCACGAUCGCCCCCAACUGGCAGCUCAGGGGAGAGCAUGGAUUCAGUCAGCGUGUCGUCCAGUGACUCCAGCAGCCCGUCAGAUAACGAGGGCCUCACCCCAACACACAGCUCUGACUCCCAGCACAACAAGCUAUCAGAAUCCUCCUCAUGUACUUCACUCCACUCAAUGGACACCAGCUCAUCAACAGCAAGUGUCUCCAUGACUCCCGUGUCUCCUUCAAAUCCUGGGCCCCCCUGCACCCACAGACGCUCCAUCUCCCUCACUGCCAUGUCCCCCUGUUCCCCGAGUCAGACCCCAGCUUAUAACACCCAGGCCCAGGACACAUGCAUCAUCAGAGUCAGUCUGGAGCAGGGCAACGGGAAUCUCUACAAGAGCAUACUGUUGACCAAUCAAGACAAGACUCCGGCUGUAAUUUCACGAGCAAUGGCAAAGCACAACCUGGAAGUGGAGCCUGAGGAGGGAUAUGAGCUGGUACAAGUCAUCUCUGAGGAGAGAGAGCUUGUGAUCCCAGACAACGCCAACGUCUUUUACGCUAUGAACACCUCAGCCAACUUUGACUUCCUGCUGCGGGUGCGAGGCUCAUCAGGUCAGACCGUGCAGCUCAGAAGCCGGUGUAGCUCCACACUCCCUCGGGCCCAGCACCGGGCGACCAUGUCACUCCGACUCAGCAAAGUCACACUGUGACACUGACCCUGCAGGGAUGCCGCUGUUUCCCCUUGCACCACUAGUCCAGGACAAUACAAGGUGUAUACUUUUUGGUUUGUGGAAGAAGAGAGUGGAUGAGAAGCUCUGUGGAUGAUGGAUUUUUAGACACUUGAAGAGCUUACCCUGGACUGUGCCAUCUUCUCAUCCCUUUCAUCCCUUUAUCGUGCCUAAACAUUGAACAUGGACAUGUAGCGUGACUGCUGUGCCAGUGGGACUUGACUUUUAAUAGUGAUGCCUGUAACAGAGUAGAACAGCGACCCCUUGUGGCCUCUGCUCUUUGCAACUAUAGGUUUUUGCACAUGUAAUGGGAGCAGCCAAACUCCUGACCUCCAACAGUAUUCUUAUAUUGAAUGGACUUAUUAUUUCUGUCCUGUGAUGUCUGUGUAGCUGAAUAUUUUUUUUUGGUAACAGAAGUGUGAUGAAUGCAGAAAGAGAAGAAGGAUGGAAGGAAGAUUGGACUGCGCGUCAAGUCCUGUUGCCUUUUCAUAGAAUGAGUGGACCUCUUGCAGUAUUCUGAAUGACAUGAUUUGAUUGACGGGAGCUGUGAAGUCAUCGUUUUCCCCCAGUCGGACACAUUAAGAAGUGUUCAACCCCUCUCAUAUUGUGAGCUGUGUGACGAAUGCUGUGUGCGUUCUGAUUGGUUCCAUUACUUGGUUUUAACAAGUUCUUAUCCCAUUUGGAACAGCCUUACUGACCCUGUCUUCAGGGUGCAGAGACAACUUUUCUUUGCUGCUUUCUGAUCCAGGAAAAGUUUUCCUCACAUCCUUGCAUUUUCAGCAUGUUUGGAUAAAAAUAAAUGAAUAGAUUGUACAAGAACAGAGAGGAGGAGAGAACUGCUUCCUGGAAUAGAAAACACCUUAAAAGUGUCUCUUGCUGCAUACUUGUACCUCUUUGCCCUUCAUUAUAUGAACUAUAGAGUUGCACUUGUCCGUUGGUAACAAAAGCCGAUGGGAUGUGAAUACAGAAGAAUGAGCCAGCCGCUAUGUAAGUGGUUUCUCCCUCUUCACGUAAUGAAUAAUAGUCAUUUGUGUUUGUUAUUGUUGCUUUUUUUUUAUAUGUUUUUGUAACACAAUUCGGGCCAGAAAAAUCUGUGUCAGACUUGAGAGUGAUGAAGGACUUUUUUUUAGAAGUAAAUGUUAAAAUUCAGAGUGUCAUAAAACAAAAAGCCUGUGCCAGAAUCAACUGUGAUACAUUUGGAAACCUGUUCUGAGGGACACUUCACUUAAUCAUGCAAACAAAAGCCAAACAGCUCUUCACACAGUAAAUAACCAUCUGUUUUGUGUCAUAGGCACACUCCACCGUCAUCAGCAAAACUUCUCACCUGACACAUAACAGCAGAUAAACACCAUGAGAAACUGUUUUUCUCUAUUAGUUUCACUCCUGCAGUUCUCACAGUGCCGAUCUAAUGUGCCAAAAGCAAACGUGUGUGUAACCAGUUAAUGUCCCUUGGUUGAUGUUGUAGUCCUGGGAGAGCUGGUUCACUUAUGUUAAUUACCCAUUUGGACUAAUCAUUUGUCUCCAUGCAGCACUUCACUCUAAAUGUUCUCAGUCCCUGUUCUUCACUGCCAAAGACUCUUGCUCUACCUGAAUAAAUAAAUUAUUAUCAUUAUUA